This is a messenger RNA of Seriola dumerili (greater amberjack), 3028 nucleotides long. It is a transcript of the gene melk, whose product is annotated as maternal embryonic leucine zipper kinase. Gene Ontology annotation, molecular function: ATP binding; tau-protein kinase activity; protein serine/threonine kinase activity. The record is from RefSeq and is a predicted model, not a curated record. NCBI's taxonomy places the organism in Eukaryota, Metazoa, Chordata, Actinopteri, Carangiformes, Carangidae. Gene Ontology annotation, cellular component: cytoplasm. The transcript is spliced from 18 exons. Bases 123 to 2189 code for a protein of 688 amino acids. Gene Ontology annotation, biological process: intracellular signal transduction; protein phosphorylation; microtubule cytoskeleton organization.
UGUAACAAAACAUCUCUGCCAGAGGGCUUCUCCAUAUGGUUGUUAACUGAUUUUACCAAAUUCCUUUCCAGUUUUCACACAAACUAAGAGAGGUUUAUCGUCGUGCGGCUGAAACAGGGAGGAUGCCUGUGGAAAGGACGGAGCACCGCGGAGCCGAUGAGCUCUACAGACACUAUGAGGUUUACGAGACUAUCGGCUCAGGAGGCUUUGCCAAAGUCAAGCUGGGUCGGCACAUCCAGACAAGAGAGAAAGUUGCCAUUAAAAUCAUGAAUAAGAAAGAUUUGGGGGAUGACCUGCCCCGUGUAAAGGUGGAGAUUGAGGCCAUGAAGAACCUGAGUCAUCAACACGUUUGUCGUCUUUAUCAGGUCAUAGAGACCUCCACCCAGAUCUUCAUGGUGCUAGAGUAUUGUCCAGGGGGGGAGUUGUUUGAUUACAUCAUAGCAAAGGACCGUCUGUCAGAGGAGGAGACCAGGGUGUUUUUCAGACAGAUUGUGUCUGCGCUGGCCUACGUCCACAGCCAGGGAUAUGCCCACAGAGAUCUAAAACCGGAAAACUUGUUGAUUGAUGAAGACCACAACUUGAAGCUCAUAGACUUUGGCCUUUGUGCCAAACCUAAGGGAGGUCUGGGUUAUGAGCUGAUGACAUGUUGCGGCAGCCCUGCUUAUGCUGCUCCUGAGCUCAUCCAGGGAAAAGCAUAUAUUGGUUCAGAGGCUGAUGUGUGGAGUAUGGGGGUACUGCUGUUCGCUCUUCUCUGUGGAUACCUGCCUUUCGAUGACGACAACUGCAUGGUCCUCUACAGGAAGAUUACAAGAGGUAAAUACGACAACCCCCGGUGGCUCUCUCCAGGUAGUGUUCUCCUCCUCAACCAGAUGAUGCAGGUGGACCCCAAGCGGCGUCUUACUGUUCGACAAAUGCUGGACCAUCCCUGGGUGAUGAAAGACUACAACAGCCCUGUGGAGUGGUACAGCAGGCAGCCGCUUGGACACAUAGAUGAGGACUGUAUCACUGAGAUGGCAGUCAACAUGAAGCGAUCGAGAGAGAGCACCACAGCACUGGUGAAGGAGUGGCGGUAUGACCAGACCACAGCCACCUACCUGCUUCUGCUGUCAAAGAAACGGAGGGGAAAGCCUGUCCGCCUGUACCCUGAGCCAACUGUCUGUGAGGACUCCUGCUCUCCUCUGCACCAGGGACUUCAGUCUAGGGAAGCCCUUCAUUUUAGCGAGGAUGAAGAUGCUGUGAUUGUGGGGUCUUUGGACUUUUGCUCAGAAUACAUUGAUGAUUGUCCGUGGAUUUCAGUCACACAACAUACAUCCCAGGGGGUCAGAGGUCGGCCAGAUGGAAUCGCAAACAACAAAGACACGAGACUGGCAUCUCCGUCAGUGGAGAAAAGAUGUGCUUAUACCACAACUCCAGAGAGGGGGCGAACGAAUGCACAGCACCGCCAGGAGAGGAGAGAAAGAGACCAAAACCGAACCAGUGAGAACAAGGAGAAUAUUGCUGUUCAGGAGAAAGAUGUUGAAAUUUUUGCGUUGCCUCCUCCUCGAACUCCAGUGUCCAGCAAGAAGAAUGCACGCCCCAACAAGAUUGUGUUGACCACACCAAAUCAAAAUGCUAACGUCAUUAGCAGCAAACCCAAUGCAGUGACGCCUAAAGGUGAAGGCAGUGCCUCUAGAGAACACAACAAGAAGAAAACAGCAGAGAACAAGGAGCCUGCAAACACUGAAAUACUGACCUUCAGUCCUGAGAGAAGGUCUCGGUCUUUGGACAUGGCCGUUAUGGGAGACAGUGGGAAGAAGAAGAGAGGAGGGAAGAUGUUUGGUUCUCUGGAGAGAGGUCUUGAUAAGGUGAUCACCAUGCUCACUCCCAGCAAGAGACGAGCCCUGCGUGACGGCCCACGCAAGAUCAAGGCACAAUACAAUGUGACUUUGACUAGUCAGACAAACCCAGACCAGGUGCUUAACCAGAUCCUCUCCAUCCUGCCAGAGAAAAAUGUCGACUUUACACAGAAAGGGUAUACCCUAAAGUGUCAGACCUGGGGCGACUUUGGGAAGGUGACAAUGGCGUUUGAGCUGGAGGUGUGCCUGCUGCAGAGGCCAGAGGUAGUCGGAGUCCGCCGCCAGAGGCUGAAGGGAGACGCUUGGGUCUACAAGCACCUGGUUGAGGAUAUCCUCUCCACAUCCAGUAUUUAAGUAAUGCACUUUUCUGACCAUGUAAUUUCCUGUACAAAGCGGACACUGGCCAGUGACUUGACACCCCUAUCUCAUAUAAAGAUUCUUAGCAUUUAUGAUCGGUCCUUCACAAGGAAUAUUCAAAAUUGUCCUAAGGCCAGCCUGCAAUCCCUAGAGUACAUGUUACAUUGAAUUUAUGAGCAUUGCAUGUCAGGAUCUUUUACACAAUAGCUUGUUUUAUGUAGAUUGUUGUUUUACUUUCCUUUUUCAUAAUAAUUAAGCUAAAUAGGAUCAGUCAAUCCUCUUGAGAUGAAUGUGUGCGUGUGUGAAAUGUAUUUAUAGUAUACCUUCUGGCUGCUUAUUACCAUAUUUAUGUCAUGAUGUUGUUAUUCUCCCCUGGAGGUGCAAAACUUGAUGUAAUAACAAAUAAGCAGAGGAUUACUAAUUUACUGUCAUUGUUUUUUUAUGUAUGUGUUAACAGUUAUUCCAUCAUGUUUUUACGUGGUUAUAUGAAGUGUCUGCUUCUAUUUCUUAUUGGUGCUUUUCUUGUUUUCAUUGUCUGUCACAUUGUGUCUGUAAGAUUUUUACUGACGGUGUAAAAGGAGCAAAAAUAAAUGAUUUCUGCUAAGUGUAACAUGCCUGUAUUUAUGGAGACAGAUGAUUGAGGUGGAUUUGGGGACUUGGUUGACAACAUUUGUUUUUACAUUCAUGUGGCAGAUUGAUGGAGCAGUGGUGUGUUUAACACUCUGUCAUCAUCCUUAUGUUCAUCUUAUAGUCUUCACUCCUCUUCAGUAAAGAGAUUGAUGGUGAUAGUUUGUCUUAGUGACAGUGUUUCUAAGCAUUUACCACCAAUAAAAUGA